This is a messenger RNA of Erinaceus europaeus (western European hedgehog), 2966 nucleotides long. Its product is annotated as zinc finger protein 709-like. The coding region runs from base 284 to 1603 and encodes 439 amino acids. Lineage: Eukaryota; Metazoa; Chordata; Mammalia; Eulipotyphla; Erinaceidae. Gene Ontology annotation, molecular function: DNA-binding transcription factor activity, RNA polymerase II-specific; RNA polymerase II cis-regulatory region sequence-specific DNA binding. Gene Ontology annotation, biological process: regulation of transcription by RNA polymerase II. The transcript has 6 exons. The record is from RefSeq and is a predicted model, not a curated record.
UAAGGCGCACUUAGCAUCAGUACUGUGCGUCUGGGACCCUGCUUUUCUCUGAGUGCUGCUCUCAUCUUCUGCUGGUUUGGACCUUGGAGAGGAGACUCACUCUCACCUUCCUGUGAUUUGGAUUUUGGAGAAGAAUCUUCAGUGAAGCCAAAGCGUGGACAGCCCAUGGUGUAGUGCUUGUUGUCAAGCCAAGAGACCUGGCUUGUGGAGUUACAUCACAGCCUGAAGAUACUGCUUCUUUUAAUUUUCUGGCCAGAAAAGAAAUUGAGAGAAAGAAGGAGAAAUGACAGUUUCUCAGUGCUCAGUGACCUAUGAAGAUGUAACAGUGAUAUUUACUCAAGAGGAGUGGGCACUACUAAAUUCUUCAGAGAAGAAACUCUACAGAAAUGUGAUGUGGGAAAACUUUAGAAACAUUCUGUCAAUAGGACAGUUACAAGAGGAUCAUUCCAUCAAAGAGCAGUACAACUACCAAGGAAGUAAAAGUAAUAUAGUGGAAAUCUCUGAGGCCAAAGAACAAAGUCAAAAUGGUGGGAAUCCUCAAGAAUGUGAAGUAUACAACAAAGAAUUGACUCAUUCCAGUCAGCUUAAAAAACAGAAAAGAAUUCCUAUUGGAAAGAAAUCUUAUCAACGUAAACAUUGUAGUAAAACAUUCAGUCAAACCGGUGAUCUUCAGAGACAUGAAUGUAAACAAUGUAGGAAAACAUUCAGUUAUUCCAGCAAACUUCAGAUACAUGAAAGAACUCACAGUGGUGCGAAGCCUUAUGAAUGUAAACAUUGUAGUAAAACAUUCAGUGAAAGCGGUACUCUUCGGAAACAUGAAAGAAUUCACAGUGGAGAGAAACCCUAUGAGUGUAAACAAUGUUGUAAAACAUUCAGUCGAUGCAGUUAUCUUCGGAUACAUGAAAGAACUCACAGUGGAGAGAAACCCUAUGAAUGUCAACAAUGUAGGAAAACAUUCAUUCACUCCAGUAAUCUUCGGACACAUGAAAGAACGCACAGUGGAGAGAGGCCAUAUGAAUGUAAACAAUGUAGGAAAACAUUUAGUGAUAACAGUGCUUUUCGGAAACAUGAAAAAAUGCACAGUGGAGAGAAGCCCUAUGAAUGUAAACAGUGUAGUAAAACAUUCAGUGAAAGUGGUACUCUUCGGAAACAUGAAAGAAUGCACAGUGGAGAGAAACCCUAUGAGUGUAAACAAUGUUGUAAAACAUUCAGUCGAUGCAGUAAUCUUCGGGUACAUGAAAGAACUCACAGUGGAGAGAAACCCUAUGAAUGUCAACAAUGUAGGAAAACAUUCAUUCACUCCAGUAAUCUUCGGACUCAUGAAAGAACGCACAGUGGAGAGAGGCCAUAUGAAUGUAAACAAUGUAGGAAAACAUUUAGUCAAUCCAGUCAUCUUCGGAUACAUGAAAGAACUCACAGUGGAGAGAAACCCUAUGAAUGUAAACAAUGUAGGAAAACAUUUAGUGAUAACAGUGCUCUUCGGAAACAUGAAAGAACGCACGGGGGAGAGAAACCCUAUGAAUGUAAACAGUGUAGUAAAACAUUCCUUCUAUCCAGUCAUCUACGGAGACAUGAAAGAACCCACAGUGGAGAGAACUUCUAGGAAUGGAAACAAUGUAGUAAAGCCUUUGGUGAUUCCUCUACUCAUCAGUUACUUUAAAGAACUCACACUGGAGAUAAAGCCAUGAAUAUACAUGAUGCAGUGGAACAUUCAGUCAAUUCAGUCCUCUUUAAUCACAAGAAAUAAUGCACAAUGGAGAGAAACCCUAGUAUUAUAGACAAUACAGAAAUCCUUUCAGUUCUUCCACGACUCAUAGAGCAUAUGAAAAUAAGCACAGUGUUAUUUAAACAGUGAGUUUGGUAAUCUUCAGUCACAUGAAAGUGCUCACAGGGCAUUGAAAACAUUAAGUAAAGUUUUCAAAAUAAUUAGAGAUCGUAUUUUCUUUUUUUAUUUUUAAUACUCCCUUUUGUUGCCCUUGUUUUAUUGUUGUAGUUAUUAUUGAUGAUGUUGUUGGAUAGGACAGAGAGAAAUGGAGAGAGGAGGGGAAGACAGAGAGAGUGAGAGAAAGGUAGACACCUGCAGACCUGUUUCACCACCUGUGAAAUGACGCUUCUGCCGAUGGGGAGCCGGGGACUCGAACCAGGAUCCUUACACUGGUCCUGGUGCUUUGUGCCACAUGUGCUUAACCCGCUGCACUGCUACCUGACUCUCAAGAUCAUAUUUUCUUAUAUGAUCUAUCUAAAUAUGUAUUUAUUCAUGUAGAAUGAUAGGAAGAGAUACAGAUAGACUCAGACUUCACUUUACUACAGGUCUGUGCUGCUGGGGAUUGAACUUGGGACUUCCUGCUUGAGAGUCUAAAGCUAUAUUAUUGUACCACCUCCUGGAAUAUCUUCAUCUUCAAUUCUAAUACAUAGGAAAGCCCACUAGGUACUGAAAGUCUAUUAAUGUGAAAAUGAUUAAAUAUUUAAAUACAGUGACAUUUUUCACACAUAGGAAUGCAGUAGCAUUAGAAACAAGGCCUUGGGCCUGGGUGGUGGUGCACCUGGUUGAGUACAUAUGUUACAAUGUGCAAGGAUCCAGGUUGAAUCCGUUGAUCCCCACCUGCUAUGGGAUAGUUUCAUGAGUGGUGAAAGUAGGGCUGUAGGUGUCUCUCUGUCUUUCUCCCUCUGCAUGUCCCUCUUCCUCUCCAUUUCUGGUUGUCUCUAUCAAAUAAAAAGAAGUUAAUAAAAAAUAAAGAAACAAGACUGUAUCGGUGUAGAUACUAUGGAAAUACUGGACUACUAAAAACUUGUACAUAAGAGACAGCCAUUGAUGAUAAAUCAGACCUCUUACCUUCUGCACCCCAUAAUGAUCCUGGGUGCAUACUUCCAGAGAGAUAAAGGCAGGAAAGCUAUCAACGGAGGGGAUUGGAUAUGGGAGUUCUGGUGGUGGGACUUUUGUGGAAUUGUACCCCUCUUAUCCUAUC